Messenger RNA from Medicago truncatula (barrel medic), 3321 nucleotides. Its product is annotated as receptor-like protein 19. Gene Ontology annotation, molecular function: protein binding. The record is from RefSeq and is a predicted model, not a curated record. The coding region runs from base 1 to 3321 and encodes 1106 amino acids. Lineage: Eukaryota; Viridiplantae; Streptophyta; Magnoliopsida; Fabales; Fabaceae. The transcript has a single exon.
AUGAUAGCACAUAUAAUCUUUUGGCUUUUCUUAAUACCAUUCAGCAUAAUAAAUUCCAGUUCUAACAAUUUUGUGGUGAAUGGCUACUGUCAUGGCCAUCAACGUUCCUUGUUGCUCCAAUUGAAAAACAACCUGAUAUUCAACUCCGAAAUAUCUUCAAAGCUAGUUCAUUGGAAGCAAAGUGAACAUGAUUGUUGCCAAUGGGAUGGGGUAACAUGCAAAGAUGGACAUGUUACAGCCCUUGAUCUUAGUCAAGAGUCUAUUUCCGGAGGACUUAAUGAUUCAAGUGCUCUUUUCAGCCUGCAAUACUUGCAGAGCCUGAAUUUGGCUUUGAAUAAGUUUAAUUCCGUGAUUCCUCAAGCGCUGCAUAAACUGCAGAAUUUGAGCUAUCUCAACUUGUCCGAUGCUGGCUUUGACGGGUAUGUCCCAAUAGAAAUUUCUCACCUCACAAGGUUGGUUACUCUUGAUUUGUCAUCUACGUUUAUUUCACAUCAGAGCCUAAAACUUGCAAAGCAAAAUAUGGCGAUACUUGUGAAAAACCUCACAAAUAUCAUAGAAUUGUAUCUAGAUGGUGUGGCAAUAUGUACCAGCGGAGAGGAAUGGGGUCGUGCUUUAUCUUCUUUGGAGGGUCUUCGUGUUUUAAGCAUGUCAUCCUGCAAUCUCUCUGGACCUAUUGAUUCGUCACUAGUUAAGCUUCAAUCACUCUCUCUUCUAAAAUUGAGUCACAAUAAAUUGUCCUGCAUAGUGCCGAAUUUCUUUGCAAAUUUUUCCAAUUUAACCAUCCUACAGCUCAGUAGUUGUGGCUUGCAUGGUUCUUUCCCAAAAGAUAUCUUCCAAAUACACAAAUUGAAUGUUCUUGACAUAUCAGACAAUCAAAAUCUCAAUGGCUCAUUGCCAGACUUUCCACCACUUGCAUCUCUUCACUACUUAAAUCUCACCAAUACAAAUUUCUCAGGACCACUUCCAAAUACUAUCUCCAAUCUAAAGCAGUUAUCAACAAUUGAUCUAUCUUAUUGCCAAUUCAACGGAACACUUCCCAGUUCAAUGUCAGAACUCACCCAACUUGUGUAUCUAGACAUGUCUUCCAACUACCUCACAGGUCCACUCCCUUCUUUCAAUAUGUCGAAGAAUCUCACAUAUCUAUCCCUAUUUCUCAAUCAUUUGAGCGGGGAUUUACCAUCCAGCCAUUUCGAGGGGCUUCAAAAUCUUGUAAGCAUUGAUUUAGGGUUCAAUUCUUUCAAAGGUAAAAUGCCCUCAUCUCUACUUAAGCUCCCAUAUUUGCGAGAACUAAAGCUUCCCUUUAAUCAAAUUGGUGGUCUCUUAGUUGAAUUUGAUAUUGCAUCCUCAGUAUUAGAGAUGCUUGAUUUAGGAAGCAAUAACUUACAGGGACAUAUUCCAGUCUCUGUCUUUAACCUUAGAAAACUUCGUGUCCUUCAACUUUCUUCCAAUAAGUUGAAUGGCACAAUACAAUUGGACAUCAUUCGAAGGCUGAGUAAUUUAACUGUACUAGGCCUCUCAAAUAACUUUUUGUCAAUUGAUGUCAACUUCAGAGAUGAUCAUCAAUUGUCACUAUUUCGAGAGAUAAGAGUUGUUCAGUUGGCUUCAUGCAACUUAAGGGGAAUCCCAAGUUUCUUGAGAAACCAGUCGAAAUUACUAUUUCUUGACAUAUCUCGCAAUGAUAUUGAAGGGUCGAUACCUAACUGGAUUUGGAAACAUGAAUCUCUCCUUAACUUGAACCUUUCCAAGAAUUCUCUGACUAACUUUGAAGAAACUAGUUGGAACUUGAGUUCUAACCUUUAUAUGGUUGAUCUUAGUUUUAACCGGUUGCAAGGGCCUAUUUCCUUCAUUCCAAAGCAUGCUUUUUAUUUGGACUACUCAAGCAAUAAGUUGAGCUCUAUUGUACAACCAGACAUCGGAAACUAUCUCCCUGCCAUAAAUAUAUUGUUUCUUUCAAACAAUAGUUUUAAGGGAGAAAUAGACGAGUCCUUGUGCAAUGCUUCAUACCUACGCUUGUUAGAUCUCUCCUACAACAACUUUGAUGGGAAGAUUCCUAAGUGUUUUGCAACCUUGAGUAGCAGACUGUUGAUGUUGAACUUUGAAGGUAACAAGCUUCAUGGUCAUAUCCCUGAUAUUAUAUCCCCAAAUUCAUGUGCACUAAGAUAUUUGAAUCUGAAUGACAAUCUAUUGAACGGUAGCAUACCCAAAUCUUUGGUCAAUUGCAAUAAACUGCAAGUCCUAAACCUUGGAAAUAAUUUUUUAAGUGACAGAUUUCCAUGUUUCUUAAGCAAUAUUUCCACCCUGAGAAUCAUGGUUUUAAGGUCAAAUAAGCUCCAUGGGUCUAUUGGAUGCCCAACUAGAACUGGUGACUGGAAGAUGCUUCAUAUUGUUGAUCUAGCCUCCAAUAACUUGAACGGAAGAAUACCAGUCUCCCUAUUAAAUAGUUGGAAGGCAAUGAUGCGUGAUGAAGAUGUUCUUGGGACAGAAUUAGGCCAUUUGUUUUUUGACAUUGAUGAUAACUUCCAUCCUAUGAGUUUUAAGGCUAUGUUACCAGCUUUGGACAAACGUGUGUCAACAAAUUUGAUUCCAUUCCUUGAAAACAUGUCUCGCUCUAUUAUUGACCAGGAGUAUGCUAAAUUAAAAAUUCUUGCUCGUUAUCAGGUUUCAAUUAAUAUUGUCAACAAAGGCCAUCAGAUGAAGCUUGUCAAAAUUCAAAGUGCCUUAACUUAUGUUGAUAUGUCAAGCAAUUACUUAGAGGGGCCAAUACCGAAUGAGUUAAUGCAAUUCAAGGCAUUGAAUGCUCUAAACUUGUCACAUAAUGCAUUAAUGGGUCAUAUACCAUCAUUAGUGGGGAAUUUGAAGAAUCUUGAGUCUAUGGACAUUUCAAACAACUCCUUGAAUGGAGAGAUUCCUCAAGAGCUUUCAAGUCUAUCUUUCCUAGCAUAUAUGAAUCUCUCGUUCAAUCACCUAGUUGGACGAAUUCCUUUGGGUACUCAAAUUCAAACAUUUGAUGUAGAUUCCUUUGAAGGGAAUGAAGGAUUGUGCGGACCUCCACUGACCAAGAUAUGUGAACUUCCACAAUCAGCAUCUGAAACACCUCAUUCCCAGAAUGAGAGUUUCGUUGAAUGGAGUUUCAUAAGUAUUGAGUUGGGAUUUCUUUUUGGCUUUGGAGUUUUCAUCCUUCCUGUUUUUUGUUGGAAGAAAUUGCGGUUGUGGUAUUCCAAACACGUAGAUGAAAUGCUUUACAGGUUCAUCCCCCGGCUAGAUUUUGUGUAUGAACAACAUGAAGGGAAGAGAUACAAAACUCUAAAGUGGAUGUACUGA